Messenger RNA from Triplophysa rosa, 5988 nucleotides. RefSeq names its product ST3 beta-galactoside alpha-2,3-sialyltransferase 2 (gene st3gal2). The record is from RefSeq and is a predicted model, not a curated record. Lineage: Eukaryota; Metazoa; Chordata; Actinopteri; Cypriniformes; Nemacheilidae. The transcript is spliced from 7 exons. Gene Ontology annotation, molecular function: beta-galactoside (CMP) alpha-2,3-sialyltransferase activity. The coding region runs from base 1875 to 3068 and encodes 397 amino acids.
AGGCUGGAGAAAAAAUGGGUGUGUUUUUGUUCUGAUUUUGUCCUAGGAAAUGAUGAAAUACAUAUGCAUGUGUCAGUAAAUGUGUGAAGAAUACGAGUGUGAGGAUGCGAACUCUGCGUGUGUGUCUGUACAUUAGAUUUGUUGACCGGAAGAAAAUAAUGAUUGUUAUGUCCCAUCUGCCUGCCGGAUGUUGUCGGUCUGCUGUGCUGAUUUUUUUUCUAAUAAAUGAAAUGGCUUGGAGUGGAUUUGAUGAUUGUGUAGAAAAUGAAAUUGAAUUCUUUAGCAAUGUUUUUUUUAGAAAUGGCACAGAACAGAAUCGGUGUAAAAAAAAUAUACGUUUUAUUAAAAAACUGAGUAAAUUAUAAAUAAAUAGCGUAUAUGUUUUGGACAAAGCCACGUGCGGUUUAAUACCCCACCUCACGCUCUGCUCGGUCAUUCAACCACAUAUGCCACAAAAAUAUCUGUUUGCGCAUGACCGCACAUAAAAGUGGUUACUUGAGCGCAUUCACGCCUAUCAGAUCCUCAAGAUAAGUACUGCCGUCCGUUCACCCAAAUACUGGUCACCCUGAAUCAAUAGGAGCAGCUGUAGAAAAACCAGGAGCUGAAUUUCAUCAUGACUCUCAUCCUGAUGUGCCACACCUACUCGAACUGAAGGGAUUUCUUUGGCAGCAAGCUGGCAGAGAUAAAGCUCACACAGGUGGACCAACAGCAGCCUCCCAGAGAUUUUAGAUUUGGAGAUUACGAGACAACAGCAGGUCAGGACACGUUGCCUUGUUGAAAUCCGAGUUCCACACCUCACCAAUUCGGUUAAGAGCUGUGUUUGGGGAAAUUGGCAAGUACUGCGUUCAGCACGCAUUUGCACGCACUUGGCUGCUGACACGCUCCCUCUCAACACGGUUAUGCAGAUGCGCCGUUGGAAGCAAAUCGAAUGGAGUGACAUUUUUGUCUUUGGUUUUAUUUUAAUGCAGGUCAGAUUGCCCUGAUCCUUUUGUGCUUAAAUCCUUUUUUUAAACGAUCUAUUUUGGUGAAUUUUCCUCCAAGUUUUUUAUUUAGUUGUUUUUUUAGCUGUUCUAUAGUUAAUGAAUUAUAUGUUCAUAAUACGCUGCCAUUUUACAGCAGUUUUGUGACACCUGUCCAAGAACAGACAUACGAAUGUGCUCCUCAAUCUUUCUCUUGUGAUGACCUUCCAUUGCAGAUGCUGUAGGGGACAAAGGGGCAUGAGCAGUGGUCCGGAUUCCAACAGGAUAUGCAACUACAUAACACAACAUUAAAGAAAAUAUGUUGGAGAAUGUAAAUGAAAGUCCAAAAUGCCUAUAAGUGCAGUGCACUUAAGGUUUUUGAGCAAACACCACCCUUUUCCUCCACUGACUGCAGAGUUACAUCUCGACUAGACGAAGCACAGACGCAGCCAAACAGCAUUGCAGAGUCGCACUCAGACAAACCUCGACUCCUACUGGGCCGUUAUGGAACAGACACGGAUGACAGCAGUGCUGGUCUGGCACUGAGAUGUCAAAACCACAGAGGGGGCUAUUUCUCCAGCUGUCAUCACAGGGUGAAUAGAGCACAUCACAGGGACGCCCUACGAGCACGCAGAUUUUUAGAGACAACAGACUGGUGUGUGUUUAAACUGUGACUGUGCAGACAGUUUCAAGGGCGGGAAGGAGAGAACUGGAGGAGAUUCUGUAGCAUAGUAAGAGGAGAGCCACAGCAAGUGACAGACGGAGUGAUCAACACUGGGCUUUCAGACGUGCAAUUUUGAGAGUCGUUUGUUAUUUUUUUGUCUUGAAAACCCUGUGUUGCUCAGUACACUGAAUAGUUUCCAGUGCAGGCUGGACACGGUGGCAGGGGCAGGUUCAUGGCAGUGGGGCAGGCGCAUGCCGUCUGUGCCUCCACAGCGAGAGGGACGCUUGGGCUUCGGCUGGGGUUGGGCAGCAUGGGCACGGACUCAGAAGGCGGGGGAGUUGAGACCCUGGGUACCCGUCGGGGCUGGGGCUACAGCCACGGGCUCGGGGGGCAUGCGAUGCUCCCUGCGUGUCUGUGUGGUGUUGGGCUCCCUGGCCCUUCUCUUCCUCACCUCGCUUUUCUUCUCCUUCUCACUGAGAGGAGCCGGAGCGCCUUACCUGGAACCUCCGGGAUGGGAAGAGUCACGCAGGGUUAAGCUAGUGCCCAGCUAUGCCGGUUCCCACCGGGCGGCCCCUGCGGAGAGCACCCAACAGAAGACAUGUGCCUGUGCUCGGUGCGUGGGCGACCCGGGCGUCUCCGACUGGUUCGAUGAGAACUAUGACCCGGACAUCUCACCCAUGUGGACACGGGGCAAUAUUCAGCUGCCUUCAGAUGUGUACUACUGGUGGGUGAUGCUGCAGCCUCAGUUCAAACCCCAUAAUAUUAAGCAAGUUCUGCAGAGGCUGUUCCAGGUUAUUCCAGGACGUUCCCCGUAUGGUUCGUGGGACCCUGCGCGCUGUCUUCGCUGUGCUGUGGUGGGAAACUCGGGCAACCUACGUGGGGCAAGUUAUGGUUCAUUAAUUGAUGACCAUAAUUUCAUCAUGAGGAUUAACCUGGCUCCCACGGUCGGCUAUGAAGAGGAUGCAGGCAGUCGAACGACACACCACUUCAUGUACCCAGAGAGUGCCAAAAACCUGGCGGCCAACGUCAGCUUUGUGAUGGUGCCCUUCAAAACUCUUGACUUAUUGUGGAUCACCAGCGCCCUCUCCACCGGACAGAUCCGCUUUACGUAUGCUCCAGUAAAGCAGUUUCUGCGUGUUGACAAAGAUAAGGUUCAGAUCUUCAACCCAGCUUUCUUUAAAUACAUCCAUGACCACUGGACACGACACCAUGGCCGCUACCCCUCCACCGGCAUGCUCGUUUUAUUCUUCGCUCUACAUGUGUGUGAUGAGGUGAAUGUAUUUGGUUUCGGAGCAGACAGCCGAGGAAACUGGCACCACUAUUGGGAGCAGAACCGCUAUUCUGGAGAGUUUCGUAAAACAGGUGUCCACGAUGCAGACUAUGAAGCCCAGAUCAUCGACAAGCUGGCCAAGGCUGGCAAGAUCUCAGUAUUUCCUGGAAAGUGAAUCUGGGCACCAGGUGCAACCAAGUUGACCUCCAGAUGAUCAAAACCACCCAUUAUCUACUUGACACACUUUUUGUGCCUGUUAAAAGUGAUCAAGAAGUAAUGUUUCAUGAUCUUAUUACCAUUCUGGGCUGUCCUGAUUGGACGGGUUUCUGGGCUGCACUCCCCCGCAAUGUGGUGGUUUUGAGAGGAGACGUUAUGCGCUCUUCCUUUCAGGCCUACCUCGACCAGGAAAAGGAACUUGCUAGUACUGAAAUCUCCUUACCACUAGAAUGGAAUGGAAAUAACUCAUAUUUAUGACAUUUUGUUAAAUUAAUUAAAAUGCGUCUGAAUGCGAGUCAGCUUUUGCUCCGCCUGUCUCCGGCUUGUCCUCAUGUCAUGGCCAGGUCGAUGGGUUAAACCAACAACGCCGCAGUGUGUCCAUAAGACUCUAGCGCCCGGUUUCAUAGGCAAGGCUCAAGACUGGUCUCGGACUAAACUGAAAAUAACAUACCCUGACAUAUCUUAAAAUAUGUCAGUGCCAUUGUUUUGAGACACAAGUUAUAUUUUUUUUCUAAGUCAUUUUGAUAAAAGCGACUUCAAUUUUCUAAUUUAACUAAGGCAUAGUCCUGGCUUAGGCUAAGCCUUGUCUGUGAAACCAGGCCACGAAGUCCUACGUGAUUCAUUAAGCUUGGACAUAUUGGGUUGUUUCAAUAUGAUGUAAAAGUAUAGGCUACAGCAGUAAAAUUCUGUUAAGGCGCAUGUGUUGAGUUGAAGUUUACGCAUUCCUACUGUUAAACCAAGCUUUCUGCUUUAGUAUUUUUUUAAGGUUUGCUAGCGUUUAUAAAGCAUUCAACAGCUUGCCAUGACCCCGCAUCACUGUGCUCACAGCAAUCUGUAUUUGUUUAUUUACUUUUUGCGAAUUAGUUGCAUACCGAUUGGCUUAUUAAAGAGGAACAAAGUUUUCUACAGGAGAAAUUUAAGUGGAUUGAAACCACUGAUGCUGUCCAACGUGAAUAUAUGUGGCAUAUGCUUAAAAACAUUCAAAACAACAUUAAUAACGCUGUGGUACCGUAAGUGUUCUAGAGAUGCACCGUGCACGCUUUACACAAACGUAACCAUGUAAUGUGAUGCCACCAUGGGUUUAGUGAUGGGAAUGAAUUAAUAUGGGUUCAUAAUAUGCCUUGAAUGUGGAAGUGAAACAUAAGCUGCCAGAUGUUACGAUCACGUUAACUAUGUUUGAUCAAAUUCAUGGAUAAACUUUUUCUGUUGUAUUUUAACUCUAGUCUUACACUGCUUUUUAGGCAUCAAGGAAAUCUUUUGGCAUUUCUACACCGAGGUUUUGGAUUCUCUUGUAUAAUUUAUUACCUUUUAUAAAUGUUGCAGAUGGUACGAAGAGUAAGCAGAAACACCGCCAUGACUUUUAUGCUUCGGCCUAGUCUUAGUUUUCACAUUCAGGUGCAGGUUUUUUUCCCAAAUGUAGACAUAUCAGCUAUUUCAGUGUGUUAAUGUAAACACACACACACACACACACACACGCUUGCGUGCCUUGUCCUUGCUUUUGGACGCAGUCUCUCUCCAGAGCAUAGCUAACCUCAUGACUUACAUUAAAGCUGGUGUUUCGUUUUUCAUUUUACAGAGCAUUUAUUGACACGCAUAAACGCAAAUCUGGGCUCUAAAAUAGGGCACCGAUGGUCCACCCACCAGCUGUUCUCCACCCACACAUGCUCUGGGAACAUCAUCCCCUGCACGACACCAUCUUACCCCGUCGUCUGUUUUACUUUGUGCCGAGUGCUGUGCCUUCACAUUCAGGGAGGGAAAAGCUCUCUCACCUGAAAAGAAACAUCUCCCUUCUAUUUUAAAGCUACUUACCUGAAUUUGGUGUUGCUACUAAAGUCUCCUGGAGGAUUAGUAAAAUCGUCUUAGUACGUUAGUAAAACCUGUGUCACAUGAUGGGGCGGAUAGUAUUCUGUUUUUUUGUACAUUGCCAAUAACAUGUAAUUGUCUUUUGUGGAUACAAACUAGAUAAUGCACCUGCAGUGGCUUUAUUAUAUCAAAGCCUUUUCUGAGGGGUUACUAUUGGUGGUUUCACAAAUUUAUAGAAUAGCUGCACUCUUACCGCUAGACUAUUCCUUGGGAAAAUUGAGACGUGCAGUUUGUCACCAAAGAGUUUUAUCCCAUUAAUACUGUUUUUGUUGUAGGCAUUUAUGUAUUUCUCAGAAAAUGUGCAUAAAGGAAAUAAGUUGGAUACUGAUGUUCUUUAGACAGUUUUGUAUUAAAAGGCUCAAUGAUUGUCUCUUAGCAGUGUUAGUCAUAGAUAGUGCUAGUUGGCUUGGAGGUUUCUUGAUUCUGUGCCACUUGCUGUUCUGAAACCGAUAUUUCGACAGACUGUUCUUUUCUCUCCAGUGUUCUCAGCAUCAAGUUAUCUGUCUUCGUGGAUCAGAGAGAAAAGAUUUUUGUCAGACUGACAUGGCUUAAUGCUUUGCAGGGUUAGAGGAAGGUAGGGUUGAGGGUGUAGAAUUAAAUGAGAAGAACACUACCAAGCCAGAAACACCUAAAUGCUUCACUGUUUUCUGUCGCUCUUUAUUUUCUGUCAUAGAACAUAGAAAUUGUUUUGAUUGAGAGAAACAAUUAAGGAUUUUGAAAUUUAACAAGGCUAAAAAUUGAGAAAGAAAUGACAGAACCUCCAUAACAUGGCAGUGAAGGGUACAAAGUAAGAACAUUUAUCAACUUUAUUGAUCUUGAAUCGUGUUGUUUAUGUGACAGAAACUUUAGUCGCACACAGACUGUACAUAUCCUCACUGUGCCACUGUGUUUGCGCUCAUUAACUUCUCAUUAGUGUUGAUUGUGACUUGAGUCAGUGCUCUUUCUUUUCACCUCAGUCUCUGUGUAACUGGACCGUUUUUAAUCUUUAUGCUACUGUCAAAAAAUAAAGUGUUAAA